Messenger RNA from Eubalaena glacialis (North Atlantic right whale), 2830 nucleotides. It is a transcript of the gene SH3BP2, whose product is annotated as SH3 domain binding protein 2. Gene Ontology annotation, molecular function: SH3 domain binding. The transcript has 13 exons. The record is from RefSeq and is a predicted model, not a curated record. NCBI's taxonomy places the organism in Eukaryota, Metazoa, Chordata, Mammalia, Artiodactyla, Balaenidae. Bases 702 to 2399 code for a protein of 565 amino acids. Gene Ontology annotation, biological process: signal transduction.
CGGAGGCUCCACUGUUGGUUGGGGCGCAGGCCAGCGGGGUGGCUUUGUGCGCAGGUGGAGCUGGAGGGGGCAGCCCGAGCGACCUGGGCAGGGGCCGAGGAGCAGGCGUCCGGGGAGGCGGGAGGCGGUAAACAUCUGUUGGAGCCUGCCGGUUUGCUGAGAGCGGAGUGGUUGUGUGUGUGUCUGUGUCUGUGUGUGUGUGUGUGUGUGUGUGUGUGUGUGUCAGGAGUUCCAGCAAGGCUGGGCCUCUGGGUCUUUUCUGUGUGUGUGUGUGUGUGAGGAGUUCCAGCAAGGCUGGGCCUCUGGGUCUUUUCUGUGUGUGUGUGUGUGUGUGUGUGUGUGUGUGUGUGUGUGUGUCAGGAGUUCCAGCAAGGCUGGGCCUCUGGGUCUGACCCGAACUGCUCCUCCAACUCCACGGGGGCCCCCGGACGGACCAGGCCCCGGGUGGGGUGGGGGCACGCACUGGAUAAAACAGUGCAGGGUGGGUGGGUGCUGUUCAGAGGGACCAGGGGUGCGGGAGGCCCCGAAUGUGACUGGGCACUGAGGUGCGUCACAGAAGAGGGGAGUCUGAAUCUGGGUCUUGAAGGACGAGUAGGAGUUCUCCGUGUGAGGAGGGGUAGCAGUCAUUCCAGGCAGAGGCGGGAAGUGUGAAACUGAAAGAACCUGCCAGGUUUCUGGGAGAGCAGCUGGAACAUGACUUCAUGGCGGCCGAGGAGAUGCACUGGCCCGUCCCCAUGAAGGCCAUUGGUGCCCAGAACUUGCUGACCAUGCCUGGGGGUGUGGCCAAGGCUGGCUACCUGCACAAGAAGGGCGGCACCCAGCUGCAGCUGCUCAAAUGGCCCCUGCGCUUCGUCAUCAUCCACAAGCGCUGCAUCUACUACUUCAAGAGCAGCACGUCCGCCUCCCCUCAGGGCGCCUUCUCGCUGAGUGGCUACAACCGGGUGAUGCGGGCAGCUGAGGAGACGACGUCCAGCAACGUCUUCCCCUUCAAGAUCGUCCACAUCAGCAAGAAGCACCGCACGUGGUUCUUCUCUGCCUCCUCUGAGGAUGAGCGCAAGAGCUGGAUGGCCUUGCUGCGCAGGGAGAUUGGCCACUUCCAUGAGAAGAAAGAGCUGCCUCUGGAUGCCAGUGACUCCAGCUCCGACACAGACAGCUUCUACGGUGCGAUCGAGCGGCCCGUGGACAUCAGCCUCUCUCCGUACCCCACUGACAAUGAAGACUACGAGCACGACGAUGAGGACGACUCAUACAUGGAGCCCGACUGCCUGGAGUCCGGGAAGCCCGAGGAUGCCCUGAUCCACCCACCGGCCUACCCUCCACCUCCGGUGCCCACGCCCAGGAAGCCCGUUUUCUCUGAUGUGCCCCGGGCCCACUCCUUUCUCUCCAAGGGUCCAGGCCCUCUGCUGCCACCCGCACCCCCUAAGCGCAGCCUCCCCGAUGCCGGCCCGGCCCCCGAGGACUCCAGGAGGGAGCUGUUGGGCCCAAGGCGGCUCGAGCCCGGCCCCAGGGUGCCCGCCCCCUCCCGGAGGGUGAGUGAUCCCCCACUGGGCGGCCUGCCUGCCGUGCCCAGCCGGAAGCCACCUUGCUUCCAUGAGGACACCAGCCCCGGCCUAGAGCCCCGGGUCCCUGGCCACGGCGCUAGCUCUCCCUCUAGCUCUGCCAGCGCAGCCGCUGCCACGUCCAGAAACUGUGACAAGCUCCGGUCCUUCCACCUGUCCCCUCGGGGGCCACCCACACCUGAGCCCCCUCCCGUGCCGGCCAACAAGCCCAAGCUCCUGAAGAUGGCUGAAGGCGCCCCCCUGAGGGAGGCAGCCAAGCCCGGACUCUUCGUGCCCGCCGUGGCCCCCCGGCCUCCCGCACUGAAGCUGCCCACGCCCGAGGCCACAGCCCGGCCCGCGAUCCUGCCCAGGACAGAAAAGCCGCCCCUCCUCCACCUCCAGCGAUCACCCCCCGACGGGCAGAGUUUCAGGAGCUUCUCCUUUGAAAAACCCCGGAAACACACGCAGGCGGACACACCGCAGGCGGACACUGGUGGGGAGGACUCGGACGAGGACUACGAGAAGGUGCCACUGCCCAGCUCAGUUUUCAUCAAUACCACGGAAUCUUGCGAAGUGGAAAGGCUGUUCAAAGCCACGAGCCCCCGGGGAGAGCCCCUGGAUGGCCUCUACUGCAUCCGGAACUCCUCCACCAAGUCGGGGAAGGUUCUGGUCGUGUGGGACGAAGCCUCCAGCAAAGUGAGGAACUACCGCAUCUUUGAGAAGGAGGCGAAGUUCUACCUGGAGGGCGAGGUCCUGUUUGUGAGCGUGGGCAGCCUGGUGGAACACUACCACGCUCGCGUGCUGCCAGGCCACCAGAGCCUGCUGCUGCGGCACCCCUGCGGUUACGCCAGGCCCAGGUGACGCCUGUGCUGCACGCUGCUGCGCAGAGACGGCCACGGGCCACAGCCCUGGGCCACGCGGGAGGACACGCGGGAGCCAGCACCGUGCCCUGACCCGGGGCCUCCCCGGUGGACACCUCACAGAGAUCACCAGGCCAGGCCCUGCCCAGCAGGCUGGGUCCCCGGGGCUCGGCCAGGCCCUGGGCUCCAGAGAAUUGUGUGGGGCUCUCCUGUCUCACCCUGCCCACCUCCCAGGAGCCCAGGACUGAGCCCAGCCUGGACUUGAUUUACAGAAAUUCUGGUCCCCCCCGCCACGCCUCCCCGGCACUGGGCUGGGAGCUGGGCAGGGCUGGGGUAUUUGGGGUGGGGGCAGGGGCUGGACCCCCCAGGAACGCUACAACGCAGGCUCCGUGAGGGGCUGGUGCCGUACAAUAAAGCACAGAUGACGUUUGC